This is a messenger RNA of Rubroshorea leprosula, 876 nucleotides long. The record is from the annotation of a GenBank genome assembly. Lineage: Eukaryota; Viridiplantae; Streptophyta; Magnoliopsida; Malvales; Dipterocarpaceae.
GCUGCAUAUACUUGCAAUGUCAAAGGAGAUAGAACGCCUUAACUAGGUUGAAAAGCUUCGUGGUAAUAGUAACAAGGAUGAUAGGACUUGUCACUGUGCAUUCCAUAUGACCCAUAGUCAUGAUAUAGAGGAUUGUAAGCAACUUGGAACGAAAAUUGAAAGAUUAAUUCAUAGGGGAUUGCUAAGGCAAUUUAUAAGGCAUCUAAAAAGCCAAAAAGAGUAAGGAGAAUGAAAAGAUCGCAAGAUAAUAGGGAAGCCACAAGACACAAAGAGAAUGAACCUCUAGAUGUUGUUGGGGUAAUUAAGGUCAUAACAGUCCAACCUUCGACAACUCCAACAUUUAUGGCUCUAGCAAUCAAAGGAAGCCAUGAGAGCCAACCUUCAACUCAAGCCAUCACUUUCACUAAGAAGGAUUUAGAUCAAAUGGAUGUGUUCCCACACGAUCCACUAACGAUUGAAAUAAUGGUAGAAGAUAGAAACAUAUAUAAGGGGAAGGCAAUAAAGCAUGUUUUAGUGGACAUAGGGAGUUGUAGAGAUGUAAUGCGUUAUGAAGCAUUCAAAAACCUAGGAGUAUCUCCACAACUAAUUAGACCUUGUAAUUUUCCAUUGGUGGGCUUUUCGGAGAAAUCUAUGCCUGUAACAGAUAAAAAGUGCAAUGAUUCAACGUUGAAAGGACUACAGGUUGAUGAGUCAGCAGUAGUGAUGAUGUGGAGGCUGACUAGGAUGACACCCGCAGAGAUGAGGAAGGGUUCUUUCGGCGGCACUCGUCUCACGAGCACAUGGCUACGUGCUACGAGCCAUCCUGUUCUAUCCAACGAUGAUAGCACACAGCAAGCUCUCCAAUGACGUUACAGAUCAUAAAUUCCUUGGCCAAGC